UACAACACGGGCGUAAAUCCUUUACUUUUAAGUCGACCGGGAGGCAGCCCGGUUCUAAAUCGAAUGCAAUCAACAUUCAGCCGAUGCAAAACACGCCUAUACGGGCGCCCGGGCGGGAUUAAUCGAACCCCCUCAUUGACUCACCCUGCAGUGUAAAAAACACCAUGGCGCUGUGCAAGAGAGGGGUCCAAUGCUGUGUUACAACGAUAAUACGAUGCAGUUAUCCAUUUCAAGGGAUCGCAACCGUGUCGACAUACACUCCAAUAUUAGCCUACUCAAGACUAAGUGUAUUAUCUUGCAGGCACUACUCGUUAUCUCAGGGCAGACUAGGCAUAUUUCAGAGAGCCAGUGAGAAGUAUGAGAAAUUCCUUGAACAUCGAUUCCCCCGCCUCUACAUCCUUUAUACCACCUUUGUGAAAGGAUUUCGGCUCAUGGUACACGAUGUGAGGGAAACGAAGAGGAUAAGGAUGAAAAUGCUCACUCAAGAUGUUUCACUCAAAGAGCUGCCCUACCGUGAGAUGGAGACCAUCAUUCUGUUUCGCAAAGACAUGAUAAAAGCCAUUCCCCUGGUGAUAAUAUCUAUCCCGCCUUUUGCCAUCAUUUUGGUUUUCACUCUUAUGUGCCUGUUCCCUAGGCAACUGCUGAUUCGUCACCUGUGGACUCCGCAGCAGCAGCAGGACUUCCAGAGGUUGUACCACGAGCAGAGAUGCCGACACCGUGAGAACAUCCUGAAGGGUGUGGCCUGGUCAAUACCUCACAUCAAAGAGUGGACCCUCCGCAGCCAUCUGCUUACUCUUAUCAGCAAGGUGCAGAGUGGGUCUCACCCCAGUGUGAAAGACAUCAGUGCAGUGAGAGGCGUGUUUUCCGGACAACCACUGGGAUUAACAGGCAUGGACUCUGUUCACAUGAGGCUGCUGUGCUCCCACCUCUUGCUGAACCCCUGGCUCCCUGGGUUCCUGCUCCGGCGACGGCUGAGGGCCAAAGCCCUGGACCUGCUUUACUUGGAUCAGGCUCUAGACACACUGGGACAGGGCCAACUCACUGACGCAGAGAUUAGAGAGGCCUGCUAUCUGCGGGGUCUUAAUCCCAGUAGCCUCACCACUAGCCAGUGUCGAGAGUGGCUCCUCCAGUGGCUUCAGCUGUCUACCCAGCUCACAGAAUCAGAGACAUCUCUUCUGCUGCACAACAUGGUCCUGCUCUCAGUAAACUACCCCAGCUCCUGACCAGAGGAACAAAAGCAUGCAGCAGCAACCAGACUUUAUUAUAUUUAUUCAUUUGCUCUCAGGCGAGAAAGUCUAAUGGAACAGCAACAAUUGUCAUCUCAUUUUCUUGGGACGGAAAGGGAAAGAAUGAUCCAAACUGGUCAAUUGUUACCAUGUGGAGAAUCAAUGAUUCAGAGCAUGGAGGACAUUGACUUUUACUGUAUGUCUUAAUUCAUUCAAUUGAUGUCAUACAUUUGAUUACAAUCACACGUGUAUGUACACACACAUGUCUUGUGGAAUGAAUUGGAAAGAUAUGCACUGGAUAAUGUGACUCAAAAGAAGAAGCUCACACACACUCCAACUUUUAUUUGGCAUGCAAACAUUUCAGUCUACCAACUGGUGUACAAAACAGAAGUGGGUUCCCAAAUAUGCCAAUGCAGCCCAGCUGUACCUUGCUCUUCCAAAAUGUAUAGAUGUCCUGUUGUGGGGCUGUAUAUUGAUACUUUCAAGGAGAUAGUAUGGGAUAUUUUUCUGUGUGGUGUUAGUGUCUCUUUAGUUAACUUCUAGACUUGGUAAGUAUGGUGCAUUGUAAAAUGAUAGUCUGUCAGGUCAGAACACCAGUCUAAGGCGCAUAUUUAUAUAGGCCUACUGUAAUACAUUUUUGACAUGUUUAAAUUGUGUAUUAUCUGAAUUUAUUUAUAACAAGCAUACCACUCGAAACCAUAUUGCAACCAAAAGAUGCGGGUGCAUAUUUAGUUUCACCUAAUAUAAGGUAAAUCUAAUAAAAACAAUAAGCACACUG
Salmo salar (Atlantic salmon) is the source of this 2004-nucleotide messenger RNA. RefSeq names its product LETM1 domain-containing protein 1. Gene Ontology annotation, biological process: intracellular monoatomic cation homeostasis. The record is from RefSeq and is a predicted model, not a curated record. Lineage: Eukaryota; Metazoa; Chordata; Actinopteri; Salmoniformes; Salmonidae. Gene Ontology annotation, molecular function: ribosome binding. Gene Ontology annotation, cellular component: mitochondrial inner membrane.